Molecule: messenger RNA, 2562 nt
Organism: Microtus ochrogaster (prairie vole)
Lineage: Eukaryota; Metazoa; Chordata; Mammalia; Rodentia; Cricetidae
Gene: Letm1
Product: leucine zipper and EF-hand containing transmembrane protein 1
Biological process (GO): intracellular monoatomic cation homeostasis
Cellular component (GO): mitochondrial inner membrane
Molecular function (GO): calcium ion binding; ribosome binding
Source: RefSeq, a predicted model, not a curated record
CGGCCAGCCCCGCCCCGCGCCUCCGGACGUCUUUGCCGGGACAUGGCCGCUACCGGUACCGGGUCCUUAAGCUGAUUGCCGACUGCCAGAGCUAACUGCUGCCGUCAACAGUCCGCGCGGGCCGGUCCCAGGCGUCGGGACGGCGACGAUCCGCCGAGGAAGCGGGGCUCGCCGUAGGACGCCGCCGCGGCGGGCGCAUGGCGUCCAUCUUGCUCAGGAGCUGCCGCGGCCGGGGCCCUGCCCGCCUCGCGCCUCCCCGCGCCGCCUCCCCGCGGGGUAGUCGGAGGGAUCGAGCUUGUCUCAGUUGUACCAGCACUGUGGGGUUGAUAAGCCAUGAGAAAAUUCUAUCUCGCUGCUGUCCUCCAGUCAACCCUGUGUACCUCUGCUUCAAAGGUGAGCCCCGCAGCCGUUGGACUCAGAGGCUUGAGUGCCAGGGCACCAUUGCAAGGGCAACAUGGACACCUGCCUCUGCAAGAUUGGUUGUCACAGGACCUCAGUACCUUCCUGUGCGCAGCUGGCACUCAUCACCUCCCCUAGGAGAGGACUCUGUGAUAGAGAAGUCCCUUAAGUCCUUAAAGGACAAGAAUAAGAAGCUGGAAGAGGGUGGCCCUGUGUACAGCCCGCCAGUUCAAGUGGUAGUAAAGAAGUCCCUUGGGCAGAAGAUACUGGAUGAGCUGAAGCACUACUACCAUGGCUUCCGCCUGCUCUGGAUCGACACCAAGAUUGCUGCCCGCAUGCUGUGGCGCAUCCUCAAUGGCCACACGCUGACCCGCCGGGAGCGCAGGCAGUUUCUCCGGAUUUGUGCAGACCUCUUCCGCCUAGUGCCCUUCUUGGUGUUCGUGAUCGUGCCCUUCAUGGAAUUCCUGCUGCCUGUAGUUGUAAAGCUCUUCCCCAACAUGCUGCCAUCCACAUUUGAAACCCAGUCCAUCAAGGAGGAAAGGCUGAAGAAAGAGCUUCGGGUAAAGCUAGAGCUAGCCAAGUUUCUCCAGGACACCAUAGAGGAAAUGGCCCUGAAGAACAAGGCAGCCAAGGGGAAUGCCACCAAAGACUUCUCUGCAUUUUUCCAGAAGAUCCGGGAGACAGGAGAAAGACCCAGCAAUGAGGAAAUCAUGCGUUUUUCCAAAUUAUUUGAGGAUGAACUGACCCUGGAUAACCUCACGAGGCCUCAGCUGGUGGCACUGUGCAAGCUGUUGGAGCUUCAGUCCAUCGGCACCAACAACUUCCUGCGUUUCCAGCUCACCAUGCGCCUGAGGUCCAUAAAGGCUGAUGACAAAUUGAUUUCUGAGGAAGGAGUGAACAGUCUGAAUGUCAAGGAAUUGCAGGCAGCAUGUCGAGCACGAGGCAUGCGAGCACUUGGCGUCACAGAAGACCGUCUGAAGGACCAACUGAAUCAGUGGCUCGACCUGCACCUCCAUCAUGAGAUCCCCACAUCAUUGCUCAUACUGUCCCGGGCCAUGUACCUCCCAGACACCCUCUCACCUGCUGACCAGCUCAAGUCCACCUUGCAGACCCUUCCAGAAAUUGUGGCAAAGGAGGCUCAAGUGAAAGCGGCAGAGGUGGAGGGCGAGCAGGUAGACAACAAGGCGAAGCUGGAGGCCACACUGCAGGAAGAGGCUGCCAUCCAGCAGGAGCACCUGGAAGAACUGCAGAGGGCUGCCGAGGCGGUGAAGGACACCCAGCCAGAAGUAGUAGAAGCCACCAUUCCUGGGAGGCCAGGGGCCGAGCUUCAGCCAGAGGUGCCUGUUGUGAGUGUGUCCUCAGAGACACUGAAGGAUACAGCACCUGUGCUAGAGGGAUUGAAGGGAGAAGAAAUAACCAAGGAGGAAAUUGACAUCCUCAGUGACGCCUGUUCUAAGCUAAAGGAACAGAAGAAGUCCCUGACCAAGGAGAAGGAGGAGCUGGAGCUGCUCAAAGAGGAUGUCCAGGACUACAGUGAGGACUUACAGGAGAUCAAAAAGGAACUUUCAAAGACCGGUGAUGAAAAAUAUAUAGAAGAAUCCACAGCUAGCAAGAGGCUGACAAAGCGAGUCCAGCAGAUGAUCGGGCAGAUCGAUGGCCUGAUUGCACAGCUAGAGACCAGUCAACAGAAUGGCAAACUGGGCCCCCAGGAGAGUUCUCCAACAGGGGAGAGUGUCAUCAGUGUCAGUGAGCUCAUCACCGCCAUGAAGCAAAUCAAGCACAUUCCAGAACACAAGCUGAUCAGUUUGGCUUCAGCCCUGGAUGAAAAUAAGGACGGCAACAUCAACAUCGAUGACCUUGUUAAGGUGAUCGACUUGGUGGACAAAGAAGAUGUUCAGAUCUCUACCACCCAAGUAGCCGAAAUUGUGGCCACACUAGAGAAGGAGGAAAAGGUGGAAGAGAAGGAAAAGGCCAAGGAAAAGGCUGAGAAAGAGGCCGCAGAAGUGAAGAAUUAGAACUGCCUGGCUUUUGGCCCACAGGGUCUGUCUUCAUCAUGCUACACCAACCACAGUGGGGAUGACACAAGAGUGAUUGCUAUGAGGUGAUUCUUAGUGGCAAAUCUAAUAUUUUCUCUGGAAUAAAUCAGAAACUUCCUUAAUCAAG